AUGUCGCCCCAACCCACCAAAACCCCUAAACCUCCCCCGAAAGCAGUCGCAGACUUCACCGUCCUACCCCUCACCCUCUCCCCGCUACCAGGCCUCCCCGACCAAUGCUCCACCGCAUUCCACUACAUGUACAUCAAACCGCACACGCCGUCUAUCCCAACCCCGUCCUCAGACCGCAGCCUCUUCAUCGCCAACCUCCCCAUCGACGCCUCUGAAUCCAGCCUCCGCACGCUAUUCUCCGAGCACCUCGGCGGCUCAAUGGUGGAGCGCGUAGAGUUCGACGCUUCUGUUCCUGCGGAGCCGAUGCAUAAGCGGUGGAAGAGCGAGGGCACGGGUGCUGUUACUAUGCAGGGGAAGAAGAGGAAGAGGGGGGAUGAUAAGGAGAUUGUGGCGGAAGGUGUGGUGGAGGAUGCGGAGAGUGCGUUACCGCCGCUUUGGAGUAAUGGGAUACGCACGAGUGGGAGUGCGGGGGUUGUGGUGUUUGUGGAUGGGAAGAGUGCGAGGGGGGCGAUGAGGGGGGUAUUGAGGGUUGUUAAGGAAGAGGGGGAGGUGGUGUGGAGGGGAGAAGAGGGUGGGAUGGGGGUGGAACGCUAUAAGUCGCAUAAUAACCUCAUGUACCCGCCGCCAUCUCUUCUUCAAUCUAGCUUGAAUGCGUAUCUAUCGCAAUUCAACGCUCUGGAAACGAUGCGGAAUCGACUUCGCAAGACGGCGCGGUCUAUACCUGACGAAGAUGGUUUCGUGGCUGUUGUCCGUGGCGGACGUGUUGGGCCUGCGCGCUUGGAAGAGGCGGAGAAGAAAAAAGCCGAGUUGGAUGAGCGCAAGAGGAAUCAUCGGGCUACGGAUGAUUUCUACCGGUUCCAGAACCGUGAGAGGAGGAAGAAGGCGGAAGGCGAGUUGAAGAGGCGGUUUGAGGAGGAUCGGAAGAGGGUGGAGGGUAUGAGGGAGAGGAGGGGGAAGGUCAGACCUGAGGCGUGA
Molecule: messenger RNA, 975 nt
Organism: Bipolaris sorokiniana ND90Pr
Lineage: Eukaryota; Fungi; Ascomycota; Dothideomycetes; Pleosporales; Pleosporaceae
Exons: 2
Coding region: 1-975 (324 amino acids)
Biological process (GO): rRNA processing; ribosomal small subunit assembly
Cellular component (GO): CURI complex; UTP-C complex
Molecular function (GO): nucleic acid binding
Source: RefSeq, a predicted model, not a curated record